AUCGGAGUAUCGGACGGCUCACUACCCAGAAAAGGGCUCGUGGAGCUUCUCUUAAUCUCUUGUAAAAAAAAAACCUUGACAAGAACGAAUUCGCCUCCGGCUCUCCUCUUCUCGAGCGUUUUCGGCACCACGGCGCAGUAGGAUGGCGGCGGCGGCCCCGACGAGAGCAGAGGUGCUGUCGCUCUUCCGUUCCUUACUCCGCACGGCGAAGAAGUUCUCGGACUACAACAUCCGCGAGUACACGCGCCGACGCGCCGCGGACUCCUUCCGCGAAAACCGCGCCCUCGCCGAUGCGUCGGCCGCCGCCGCGGCGUUCUCGGAGGGGAAGAAGCAGCUAGAGGUUGCGAAGCGGCAAGCGGUGGUUUACUCUCUCUACGCCCCCAAGGCCAAGAGCGUGAUGGAGUUGAAGGUGCAGUGAUGGCUGCGACCUUUUCUUCCCCACCGUUCCCGUUCCAGAUUCGUUGCUUUUGUGUGAUGAUGAAACUAUAAACUGCUCCGUUGUCGCAUUUUCUGGAUGAUUGUCAUGAUAUAGUUUCGUUCUGUGCAAUAAAUUACUAAAUUCUACCGCCA
This is a messenger RNA of Zea mays, 570 nucleotides long. RefSeq names its product catalytic/ oxidoreductase, acting on NADH or NADPH. The transcript has a single exon. The record is from RefSeq and is marked validated. NCBI's taxonomy places the organism in Eukaryota, Viridiplantae, Streptophyta, Magnoliopsida, Poales, Poaceae. The coding region runs from base 143 to 418 and encodes 91 amino acids. Gene Ontology annotation, biological process: iron-sulfur cluster assembly.